AUGAUUGGAAACUAUGAUCUCUUCGAAUCCAAAUGCAAUGAAGAUUUUGUGGUUGCCAGUAUCAUGAACGUUGUGAAAGUCGUCAGUGAAAAAUCACCCGAAUCCCUUUUUGUCAUUCACGGAAUCAUGCCUCGUUUGGACAAUCCAAAAGUCAAGGGAACGUACUUGGGCAAGAUUUGGAAGCAGGCAAAAGGUGUCAACAACAAGCUCAGACGAUUCUGCAGGAAGUACCACAACUUCUAUUACAUACAGGGAGGAGAGCUAAUGUUGGUACCAUCCAAGAUUACGGGAAGAGCCCAAAUUGACCCAAAGAUGAUUGACGAUGGUGUAAAUCCGACACUGGAAGGAUUCGAAAAGUGGGCAGAUUUUGUGGUGGAGCGACUCCAAAAGGUAUUGGAAGACUUCGAAAAGUUCAAGGCAAAGCUGGAAAAGAAGAAGGGGUAA
This is a messenger RNA of Cylindrotheca closterium, 444 nucleotides long. NCBI's taxonomy places the organism in Eukaryota, Bacillariophyta, Bacillariophyceae, Bacillariales, Bacillariaceae. The record is from the annotation of a GenBank genome assembly.